Phytophthora sojae is the source of this 375-nucleotide messenger RNA. RefSeq names its product Avr1b-1 avirulence-like protein (gene Avh1b-64). The record is from RefSeq and is a predicted model, not a curated record. NCBI's taxonomy places the organism in Eukaryota, Oomycota, Peronosporomycetes, Peronosporales, Peronosporaceae. The coding region runs from base 1 to 375 and encodes 124 amino acids. The transcript has a single exon.
AUGCGUCUCUUCAACACGACGCUUGUGGUUCUAGCGGCCGUCCUCCUUGCAAGUUGUCCAUCAGUGUCACAGGCCGAUCAAAUCGGUGUGUCGACCGCGGACGGAGUUCACUCCUCGCAUGAUGUCGCCAGCGAGGACAAGCGAUUUCUUCGACGUCACCAAACGGCGGUUGAUAAAGCCGAACUCGACAACGAAGAGAGGAAAUGGGGUUUGUUAUCUGCGAACAGGCUAACGAGAAUGAAGGAUGACGAGCUCUACCGCUUCAAAUCCUUCAAAAAAUGGAAAAACCAUGGAUAUACCGCGGACGACGUCUCCACGGAAGUGCCCCCUAGCCUCUUUGAGCUCUACGCGGCGUUCAGGCGUAUGUAUGGCUAA